AUGAUGGCCCAACAAGGAGUGAAGAAGACCAAGCAGCUGCUCAUUGUGACUACUGUAUUGUUCGUAAUCUGCACAUUUGCAUUUUACUUCACUUUCUCUGAACAGCCUAGAAACGUCCCCAUAAAUGAAACACCGCCGGAACCUCAGUGUCAGUGUAACUUUGCUGGCACCAUUUAUGACUUCUGCUAUCAUCUACCACCAAAACCACGCGUUGUUGGAAAACGUUUCGACUGCGCUAAUGCCGUACACUUGGAAAAUCUUGGUCUCCUAUCGGCAGAGUAUGCUCUUAACUUGAAGAAGGAUGCGUUCCCGGAGCCUGUGUUUGUAACGGCUAUGUCUGACAAUCAUUUCAGAGAGGGACUAACACUCGAGAAAUGUCUCUUGGAAAUUCGCGUGUUUCCGUUCGACAUCUUCCCGUCGUAUGUGAAGGACCUAUAUCAGUUCCGAUGGAAACCUUUAAUUAUUGCGAAGUCGAGCCAGCAGAGUAGUCGCGUUGACGUCGGCAAGGUACCACUCGACGAGAGAAAGGUGCGAGUAACCAAUCGGUUGCAAAGAGAUGAUUCUGAUUUGCGAGAAUUCAUGACCUUAAAGGAAUUUGGAGCAGUUUGGUACAUGGACACUUCGAUACGAUGGAAAAAGGAUCGUCUCGAUCUAGUACAUGAUGAGAUACGGUCAAGAAACUUUCUCAAAAAUCCAAAUGUUACAACAUGUGGAAAGUCCGCAUAUCUUCUGCAGUUGUCAUCAUCACAUGGUGUUUUCCCGACUACAAAUCCAGGAGUUUAUGAGUAUAUUCCCACCAUACUCCGCUAUUUGAAACAACGAUCGAGCGAGAAUCAUGAUGCCGGUUUUGCAUUUGUCGUCAGAACGAAAGAUGCCAUCAAAAUUCUGAAAUGGUACGUCCUGUGCGCAUUGGAAAAAGAUUGCAUGGCACCUCCUGGAGCACAGCUAUAUUGCAACUUUGGAGAAGAUCGUUGGGAUCAUUACGCAGGAUGUCACAGAUAUGACCAGUCAGUAAUCAACCUUCUACUAGCCAAUGCUUACGGGUACAAUGCGAAGAACUACGUCAGCUGCCUCGGAUUUGAAGGAGCUAUUGUCAAUCGAUCAGCUUCGAAUUCAUUGAAAGCAGAAGACUUUUUGUGCGAUUCACGAUGA
Haemonchus placei is the source of this 1152-nucleotide messenger RNA. NCBI's taxonomy places the organism in Eukaryota, Metazoa, Nematoda, Chromadorea, Rhabditida, Trichostrongylidae. The record is from the annotation of a GenBank genome assembly.